CACAUACUUCCAGUUCAAUUUGUAAGCGACAAAUCUUAUGUGCAGUUGAAAGCAACGUUUCUCCUGAAAACCCUGACAAGGUCUCGAGUCAAGAAGUAUAUUUCCGCCCCUUCCAGCGCUCGCCUAGUAGUAUCUUUCUCUUGCUUUCUGGCUAGUGUGAAUUCCUAAGCAUAGAGCUUGGUAGGCAUCGAGACAGAAAUGGCACAGGCAACUCGGUUAAGCACAGUAGCGCAACGACGCAUCCAGAGCGAGCUGAAUGAGUGGAUGCGGAGCCCGCCCGAGGGCUGCUGCCUGGAAUCGUGCGAGCCGAUGACCUCGUGGGUGGUCAUCAUGCAGGGACCCGAGGGCGCGGGUGGUGUACGGCUGUACUCGGAUGAGGUGUUCCGGGUGCGGAUAGACUUUGGCGAGCAGUACCCACUGGACCCGCCUGACGUCAUCUUCCUGGCGCCCGCGCCCAUCCACCCACACAUCUACAGCAACGGGCACAUCUGCCUGGACAUCCUGUACUCGGGGCGCAAUGGCGGCUGGAGCCCCGCACUCACCAUGAGCAAGGUGGUGCUGAGCCUACGCUCCAUGCUUGCCUCCAACACCGACAAGCGCAAACCGCCCGGGGACGCCGAGUACUGCGCGCGGGUGGGCAACCGCAGCCCCAAGCUCUCCAACUGGGUGUUUGAGGACGACAAGGUAUGAGGCUGAACCGGAGGAGCUGGAGCUGCAGCAUGGAGGACAGGAGCAGGGGGAGCAGGAGCCGGAGGACAGGUCACCAGCUGCGGCGGCAUGGGAGGGCUCGCAGUGACAGGGUGUGCGCGGCUUGGCGGCUUGGUGCCAGUUGCCCGGCGGUCGAGGCGCAGGGAGCUCAGCACAGCGGUGGCGGCGUGCGUGGUGGGACAGGCGGAGCUGGAGGCAGGCCACCAGACAGCUGGGCAUGAUGCAGGUCGGGCUUUUGGGCUGUGGAGCACGGGAGCACAAUGAGCUAUUGACAUAAGGUUAGACUGGGCAUGUUGGUCUUCGGCAGCACGAGUUUGGUCUUGUAUUGCACACAUCAGCGCGGCGUCAUGUCAUCAGUGGUGGACUGCAGCUCGAGUAGGAAUGCCGCCGGGGCAUGGAGCUCCGUUGGGCGCCAGGUGCGCUAAGGCCACAGUACGGUGUGGGCUGCGGGGGGUGGGGCGCAGGGCGGGUGUAGGGACGGACUGGUGGUGGAGCCGGCGGCGGCGUGCCUGGUGCUGGGGCGGCGCCGUACAAGACAUUGUGCAAUGGUGCAUGCGUUGAAGGGCUAGCUAACACAGCGGCGCCAUCCAGGAGUGCGCAUGCGUGUGCGGCUGGACGGCCGGUCCAUGGCGAAGAUGGGUGCGUAAUGCUACUGUAUGCAGAGCAGAUGCUGGCUGCUGCGAAGGGUAUAAGGCAAUGACAUGCGGAGGCGCGGAGGCAACGUCGAAUUGCGGGCACGUUGCGCAUAGACGGGUGGGGUGGUAACCCGGUACGACAAGUCACGCCACACCCCAAGGGAUCAACCUAUAUGGUGCUGUCCCAGUAAGGGCCGCGGAAGGCGGGGGUGCCGGGUGUCCACUGAUCGGCCACGGUCACACGCCCUGGCCCUGGCCUCGCCCUGGCCGUAAGCAUGUUGAUGGUGCUUUGACGUGCCGGUGUUGGACUUUUCAGUAGACCUGGUCACCUGGCCCCGGCCACACAGACUGAUGCAGUAAGUAGCUCUACCCUGUCACGCCGGGCGACUUGCCACGCCGGACGGAAGCCUAGCAGUUGGCGCGGAGCCGCGGAGAUGUCCAAGGGCCGUGGAGGAAGGCAAACCCUAACGGUCCUGGCGAGGUACGCACCCAGGCGAGCGCAAAUGCCGCGUUGUUUCCAACCUGUGCUUCAGCUAUGGCUUCAGAGGUAUCCGUGCAACAAGUUGUCAAACCGCCGGAGGUCAUGUGACGAUGUAACGCUGCCGCCCGUUAGUCCUUGACCAAAAGCCUUCGCUGACGCUAUCGAGCGCGCCUUAUGCCGGUUGGGCAAGGGGUCACUCUGUGUGGCAACGCUGAGGUGGUGGAGCGAGGGUUGGUCAGCCGAGUCGGCUGACAUUUGUCUGUUCUGCUGGUGUGGCCUUAUGCAGUUGGACCGCAGAACAUCAUUAUAUAAUGAGAGCAUCAACACGUUAAAGCAUAAUUCCGUA
Chlamydomonas reinhardtii is the source of this 2170-nucleotide messenger RNA. RefSeq lists its product as uncharacterized. The record is from RefSeq and is a predicted model, not a curated record. Gene Ontology annotation, molecular function: ubiquitin conjugating enzyme activity. Gene Ontology annotation, cellular component: nucleus. Bases 199 to 690 code for a protein of 163 amino acids. Gene Ontology annotation, biological process: proteasome-mediated ubiquitin-dependent protein catabolic process; protein polyubiquitination. The transcript has 5 exons. NCBI's taxonomy places the organism in Eukaryota, Viridiplantae, Chlorophyta, Chlorophyceae, Chlamydomonadales, Chlamydomonadaceae.